Messenger RNA from Diprion similis, 1363 nucleotides. Its product is annotated as lipase 3-like. Lineage: Eukaryota; Metazoa; Arthropoda; Insecta; Hymenoptera; Diprionidae. Gene Ontology annotation, biological process: lipid metabolic process. The record is from RefSeq and is a predicted model, not a curated record. Gene Ontology annotation, molecular function: hydrolase activity, acting on ester bonds. Bases 49 to 1287 code for a protein of 412 amino acids. The transcript has 6 exons.
GUCCGCCGAUAUUGGAAGCUGUAAUCCUGCAGUAACCUCUCAAUAGCGAUGAAUGUUCUGGUCUUUUUUCUUCUGGGAUUGAUCGGCUCUGCUGUUGCAGAAGACGACGACGAAGCAUGGACCCAGGAAAUGGUCGACAAACUUUUCAGUGCUGGCGACAAAGUCGAUGCAACAGUGCACGGGCUGAUAUCUCAUCAUGGAUACGCCGUUGAACGUCAUUAUGUGAGGACUGAGGAUGGUUACAUCCUCCAAAUGCACCGGAUCCCCGCAAUUCGUACGACUCCUCGUUCAACCAGCAGAGGCGUCGUUUUCCUGAUGCACGGGCUAUGUGGAAGUUCUGCUGCCUACGUUCUUCUCGGACCUGGAAAAGCUUUAGCUUAUGUCUUAGCCGAUGAUGGACACGACGUGUGGAUGGGCAACGCGAGGGGAAAUACUUAUUCCAAAAAUCACACAACUAUUACAGAUUUUAACAGUAAAAUAUUCUGGAACUUCGAAUGGCAUGAAAUUGGUAUUUACGAUCUCCCCGCCAUGAUUGAUUAUGUUCUUGAAAACACGGGUCGGGAUAAAGUGUCAUUCGUGGGUCACAGUCAAGGCGCAACAACGUUCUACGUUAUGACCUCUUUGAAACCAGAGUACAACGACAAGAUUGAGGUCAUGUUCUCUUUAGGUCCUGUCGCUUACAUGUCAAACGUAAUUAGCCCGGCGUUGAGGUUUAUCGCCAAUUUCCAAAAUCCUCUGGGGGUGUUUUUAAAUCUCGUUGGUCAGUACGAGUUCCCGUCUAAUCAUGAAUUUAUGAUCGCAGCUAGUAAGAACUUCUGCAAUAUCGAUGCUCUGACUCGAUGCUUGUGCAGUAAUUUAAUCUUCUUGCUGACGGGGUUCCACAGGGCUCAAACCAACAUUAGCAUGCUGCCAACUGUCGUUAAACAUAUGCCGGCUGGUGCGUCAACUCGUCAACUGAUUCACUACGCUCAAGAAGUAAAGUCCGGCAAGUUCAGACAGUGGGAUUACGGCCUGCUUUGCAAUCUGUGGCACUAUGGGACCUUAACGCCACCAGAUUACGAGCUUGGCAAGAUUACUGCACCCGUUCACUUGCUGUACAGUAACAACGAUUGGAUGGCAUCUACAGAAGAUGUUAAACUAUUGUACACCGAGCUUGGUAACCCGAUUGAGAUGUAUCGGAUCUUGGAUGAGAAGUGGAACCACCUUGAUUUUAUUUUUGGUAUCGAUGCUAAGGAAUUAGUCUAUGACCAUAUACUGGAUGUAUUGCAAAAACGAUAUGGUGAUUAGGUGAUAAUAAAAUCAUCGACUACGACUACCGUCGUGAAAAAUAAAGAUUAAGGUAAUUAUAAGAUUCUAGUUACUA